AUGUUCAACCUGAUGAAGAAAGACAAAGAGAAGGAUGGGGCCAGGAAGGAGAAGAAAGAAAAGAAGGAGAAGAAGGAGCGGAUGUCGGCGGCCGAGCUCAAGAGCCUGGAGGAGAUGAGCAUGCGGAGGGGCUUCUUCAACCUCAACCGUGCGUCCAAGCGGGACUCCAAGGCGCGCCUGGAGAUCUCCAACCCCAUCCCCAUCAAGGUGGCCAGUGGCUCUGAUCUGCACCUCACCGACAUCGACUCUGACAGCAACCGGGGCAGCGUCAUCCUGGACUCGGGCCACCUGAGCACGGCCAGCUCCAGCGACGACCUCAAGGUGGACGACGCCAACUUCAAGGGCUCGGUGCUGCAGCGGGCGGCCAAGUUUGGCUCCUUGGCCAAGCAGAACUCACAGAUGAUCGUUAAGCGCUUCUCCUUCUCACAGAAGAGCCGCGAUGAGAGCGCGUCGGAGACCUCCACCCCCUCGGAGCACUCAGCAGCCCCCUCCCCUCAGGUGGAGGUACGCGCACUGGAGGCUCAGCUCUCCAAGCAAGGCGCACCCCAAGGGCAUCCCCGCACCCCUCCUGUGCCCUCCUCGAUCUCCAGACCCCCAGAGCUGGUGAGCAAGAGGUUUACUGCAGAGCUGCGCCUGCCCGCCCUGGUGCCCCCGCAGCCUCCGGCACCUCGGCAGCUGGAGCUGCAGAGACGCAACACCGGUGAUUUUGGCUUUUCGCUGCGCCGCACCACCAUGCUGGACUGUGCCCCCGAUGGCCAGGUGUAUCGCCGCGUCGUGCAUUUUGCUGAACCCGGCGCCGGCACCAAGGAUUUGGCACUGGGAUUGGUGCCAGGCGAUCGCUUGGUGGAGAUCAACGGGAAAAACGUGGAGAAUAAAACACGGGAUGAGAUCGUGGAGAUGAUCCGGCAAUCCGGUGAGACGGUGCAGCUGAAGGUGCAGCCCAUCCUGGAGCUGAGCGAGCUGAGCCGCUGCUGGCUGCGGGGCGCCGAGGGGACGCGCCGUGCCGCGUGGGAUGCCAAGACAGAGGAGCAAAUCGCUGCUGAGGAGGCUUGGUAUGAGACUGACAAGGUGUGGCUGGUGCACAAGGAUGGCUUCUCCUUGGGCAGCCAGCUGCGGCCGGAGGAGCCCAGUGCCCUGCCCGAGGGCAAGGUGAAGGUGAAGCUGGACCACGACGGAGCUGUCUUGGAGGUAGAGGAGGACGACGUGGAGAAGGCGAACCCUCCGUCCUGUGAGCGCGCGGAGGACCUCGCCAGCCUCCUCUACCUCAACGAGUCCAGCGUCCUGCACACGCUGCGGCAGCGCUAUGGCAGCAACCUCAUCCACACCUACGCCGGCCCGGCCAUGGUGGUCAUCAACCCGCUGAGCUCCCCCUCCAUGUAUUCUGAGAAGGUGAUGCACAUGUUCAAGGGGUGCCGCCGGGAGGACGCGUCCCCGCACAUCUACGCCGUGGCGCAGGCCGCCUACCGCAGCAUGCUGAUGGGCCGCCAGGACCAGGCGGUGGUGCUGCUGGGCGCCAGCGGCAGCGGCAAGACCACCAACUGCCAGCACCUCGUCCAGUACCUCGCCACCAUCGCCGGCAGCACCGGCAAGGUCUUCUCCGCGGAGAAGUGGCAGGCGCUCUACACCGUCCUGGAGGCUUUUGGCAAUAGCAGCACCAGCAUGAACGGCAAUGCUACGCGCUUCUCCCAGAUCAUCUCCCUGGAUUUCGACCAGGCUGGGCAGGUGGCAUCCGCCUCCAUACAGACAUUGCUGCUGGAGAAGCUGCGUGUUGCCCGGCGCCCAGCCAAUGAGGCCACAUUCAAUGUUUUCUACUACCUGCUGGCCUGCUCCGACAGCACCCUGCGGACAGAGCUGCACUUCAACCACCUGGCGGAGAACAACGUCUUUGGCAUUGUGCCCCUCGCCAAGCCAGAGGAGAAACAGAAGGCUACCCAGCAGUUCAACAAGCUGCAGGCUGCCAUGAAGGUGAUGGGCAUCUCCAGCGAUGAGCAGAAAGCCUUCUGGCUGGUCCUGGGGGCCAUCUACCACCUGGGGGCUGCUGGAGCCACCAAAGACGCCGACGAAGCUGGCAGGAAGCAGUUUGCACGACACGAGUGGGCUCAGAAAGCCGCCUACCUGCUGGGCUGCAGCCUGGAGGAGCUCUCCUCCUCCAUCUUCAAGCACCAGCCCAAGGGCAGCCUGCAGCGUUCCACCUCUUUCAGACAGGGCCCCGAGGAGCCGGGCAUGGGUGAUGGCACAGGUCCCAAGCUGACGGCGCUGGAGUGCCUGGAGGGCAUGGCUGCAGGCUUGUACUCGGAGCUCUUCACCCUGCUUAUCUCCCUGCUUAAUAGGGCACUCAAGUCAAGCCAGCACUCGGUGUGCUCAGUGACGGUGGUGGACACCCCUGGGGCACAGAACCCCGAGGUGGUGGGGCAGAGCCGAGGGGCCACCUUUGAGGAGCUGUGCCACAACUACGCCCAGGAGCGCCUGCAGCUCCUCUUCCACCAGCGCACCUUCGCCCAGGAGCUGGAGCGCUACAAGGAGGAAAACAUAGAGCUCGCUCUGGCUGACACAGAGCCCACUUCCUGGGGCUCUGUAGCUGCUGUAGACCAGCCCUCCCACCAGGCACUGGUCCGCUCACUGGCGCGCACUGAUGAGGCACGGGGGCUGCUGUGGCUGCUGGAGGAGGAGGCCCUGCAGCCAGGUGGCAGCGAGGACACCUUGCUGGAGCGGCUCUUGGCCUACUAUGGCCCCCAGGAGGGGAGCAAGAAAGGACAUGACCCGCUGCUGCCCAGCGACAAACCCCGGCACUUCUUCUUGGGCCACAGCUCGGGCACCAACUGGGUGCACUACGAUGCCACAGGCUGGCUCAACCACGUCAAGCACAACCCAGCCACCCAGAACGCCUCCGUGCUUCUUCAGGAGUCGCAGAAGAAGAUCAUCAGCAGCCUGUUUGCAGGGCGCGGCAGCUCGGCGCUGGUGCUGUCGGGCUCGGUGGCAGGGCUGGAGGGGGGCUCACAGCUGGCCCUGCGCCGGGCCACCAGCAUGCGAAAAACCUUCACCACUGGGGUGGCUGCAGUCAAGAAGAAAUCACUGUGCAUCCAGGUCAAGCUGCAAGUGGAUGCCCUCAUCGACAGCAUCAAGAAAUCCAAGCUGCACUUUGUGCACUGCUUCCUACCCAAAGCGGCGGGGAGCGGUGGGGACCCCCGAGGGCUGCCGUGCCGCCGGGUGAGCGGCAGUGAGCUGGAGCUGCCGGCCGAGCACUGCGAGCCCGCGGGGCUGAUGCAGCUGGAUGUGCCCCUGCUGCGCGCUCAGCUCCGCGGCUCCCGCCUGCUCGAUGCCCUCCGCAUGUACCGACAAGGCUACCCUGACCAUAUGGUGUUUGCUGAGUUCCGGCGGCGCUUUGACGUGCUGGCCCCACACCUCACCAAGAAGCACGGCCGCAACUACAUCGUGAUGGAUGAGAAGCGGGCAGUCGAGGAGCUCCUGGAGUCGCUGGACCUGGAGAAGAGCAGCUAUCACAUGGGUCUGAGCCGGGUGUUUUUCCGUGCUGGCUCACUGGCCAGGUUGGAGGAGCAGCGGGACGCGCAGACCAGCAGGAACAUCACCCUGUUCCAGGCGGCGUGCAGGGGCUUCCUGGCACGGCAGCACUUCAAGAAGAGGAAGAUCCAGGAUUUGGCCAUCCGCUGCGUGCAGAAGAACAUCAAGAAGAACAAAGGGGUGAAGGAUUGGCCCUGGUGGAAGCUCUUCACCACCGUGAGGCCCCUCAUCGAGGUGCAGCUCACUGAGGAGCAGAUCCGUGGCAAGGACGAAGAGAUCCAACAGCUGAAGAGCAAACUUGAGAAAGUAGAGAAGGAGCGCAACGAGUUGCGGCUCAACAGCGACCGCCUGGAGAGCAGGAUCACGGAGCUGACAUCGGAGCUGACAGACGAACGCAACACGGGCGAGUCAGCCUCGCAGCUGCUGGACGCCGAGACGGCCGAGAGGCUGCGUGCCGAGAAGGAGAUGAAGGACCUGCAGGCCAAGUACGAUGCUCUGAAGAAGCAGAUGGAAUCCAUGGAGAUGGAGGUGAUGGAGGCUCGGCUCAUCCGUGCGGCCGAGCUCAACGGGGAGCUGGACGACGAUGACUCAGGCGGCGAGUGGAGGCUGAAAUACGAGCGGGCGGUGCGGGAGAUCGACUUCACCAAGAAGCGGCUACAGCAGGAGCUGGAGGACAAGCUGGAGGUGGAGCAGCAGGGCAAGAGGCAGCUGGAGCGCAGGCUGGCAGACCUGCAGGCGGACGGUGAGGAGAGCCAGCGGGCGCUGCAGCAGCUGAAGAAGAAGUGCCAGCGGCUGGCGGCCGAGUUGCAGGACACCAAGCUGCACCUGGAGGGGCAGCAGGGCCGCAACCACGACCUGGAGAAGAAGCAGCGCAGGUUUGAUGGAGAGCUGUCGCAGGCGCACGAGGAGGCGCAGAGGGAGAGGCUGCAGCGGGAGAAGCUGAGCCGUGAGAAGGACGUGCUGGUGGCUGAGGUGUUCGGCCUCAAGCAGCUGCUGGAGGACAAAGAUGCAGACAUCGCCGGGCUGACGCAGCGGGCGGAGGCGCUGGAGGCAGAGCUGCAGGACAUCUCCUGCCAGGAAUCCAAGGACGAGGCGUCUCUUGCCAAGGUGAAGAAGCAGCUGCGCGACCUGGAGGCCAAGGCGAAGGACCAGGAGGAGGAGCUGGAUGAGCAGGCCGGCACCAUCCAGAUGCUGGAGCAGGCCAAGCUGCGCCUUGAGAUGGAGAUGGAGCGGCUGCGGCAGACCCACGCCAAGGAGGUGGAGAGCCGCGACGAGGAGGUAGAGGAGAUCCGGCAGUCGUGCCAGAAGAAGCUGAAGCAGAUGGAGAUGCAGCUGGAGGAGGAGUAUGAGGACAAGCAGAAGGUGUUGAGAGAAAAGCGGGAGCUGGAGAGCAAACUGUCUGCAGUCAGUGAUCAGGCCAACCAGAGGGACUUCGAGACAGAGAAGCGCCUACGCCGCGACCUGAAGAGGACGAAAGCACUGCUGGCCGAUGCACAGAUCAUGCUGGACCACCUGAAGAACAACGCGCCCAGCAAGAGGGAGAUCGCCCAGCUCAAGAACCAGCUCGAGGAGUCCGAGUUCACCUGCGCAGCUGCUGUCAAAGCCCGCAAGUCCAUGGAGGUGGAGAUUGAAGACCUUCACCUGCAGAUUGAUGACCUCUCCAAAGCCAAGGCAGCGCUGGAAGAGCAGCUGAGCCGGCUGCAGCGGGAGAAGAAUGAGGUGCAGAACCGCCUGGAGGAAGACCAGGAGGACAUGAAUGAGUUGAUGAAGAAGCACAAAGCAGCAGUGGCCCAGGCAUCCCGUGACCUGGCACAGAUGAACGACCUCCAGGCACAGCUGGAGGAGGUCAGCAAGGAGAAGCAGGAGCUGCAGGAGAAGCUGCAAGGGCUGCAGAGCCAGCUGGAGUUCCUGGAGCAGUCCAUGGUGGACAAGUCACUGGUGAGCAGGCAGGAGGCCAAGAUCCGUGAGCUGGAGACCAGGCUGGAGUUUGAGCGGACACAAGUCAAGCGCCUGGAGAGCCUGGCCACGCGGCUGAAGGAGAACAUGGAGAAGCUGACGGAGGAGCGGGACCAGCGAGCAGCUGCUGAGAACAGGGAGAAGGAGCAGAACAAGAGGCUGCAGCGGCAGCUCCGUGAUGUCAAGGAGGAGAUGGGAGAGCUGGCCAAGAAGGAGGCAGAGGCCAGCCGCAAGAAGCACGAGCUGGAGAUGGACCUGGAGAGCCUGGAAGCUGCCAACCAGAGCCUGCAGUCAGACCUGAAGCUGGCCUUCAAGCGCAUCGGGGACCUGCAGGCUGCCAUCGAGGAUGAGAUGGAGAGCGACAGCAAUGAGGACCUCAUCAACAGUUUGCAGGACAUGGUGGCAAAGUAUCAGAAAAGAAAGAGUAAACUGGGAGGGAGACGUGCGUGAUGGAGCGCAGCUCGUUGCUUUGAAUGCAACAAGGAGGAUUCCUAUAUAGGAGCCGUAACAGCCCGUCCCGCUCGGGCUGAGCCUGUGGCCGUGCAGAUGGAGCGGCCCUUUAGGAUGGCACUGCCCAGCCCAUCCCCAGCCGCCGUUUAGGAUGUGGGAGCCCGGCGGGGUCAGGGGGGGACGCGGUGCUUCGAUUUCUGAUAGGCGCCGCGAUCUCGCUAAUGAGAGCAGCGCGCGGCCGGCGUGAGCAGAGAUUUACACCGGGAUGCUCUCAACGUGCAGGAAUGGAUUUUGCAAUGCAGACGGCACCUUCGCGCUAAAGGCGAUCAAUACGGUUACCAGCGGCCGUUAUAAAUUAGAUGUUUUAAGGCAGAUAGGGCUUUUUUUAUGUCCGCCCAUAAAUCAGGGGCUCUCUGUCACGGUGGGGCCGUAAAUUUGUCCGUGCGCCCGCUGUGCCGGAGUCGUUUCUGUUCUGCCUGCUAAACUCCUGUUUACCCAGGGACAUCCACGUAGCUCUGCCUCGCGGUAAUUCUGCACUCGGUGGCAGCCUAUAAAACGAACCCACUUAUUUCCUCUCUGUGAGCUCGGCAUCCCCCGUGUUUCUGGAGCCGUGCCCCGCGUGGUUCUCCACCUCGUGGUUGAUUUCCUGGCUAUAGGGCCGUGCACAGCCAGGGCUGUGCUGAGCCCGGUGGCCCCGCAUCCUUCUGGGGGUGGUUUUGGGGCUGUGAGGUCGCAGAGCAUGCGGUGUUCUGAGAUGGAGUGGGGCAGAGGGACGGGGAUGGGUGGCACGAUGUCACACGUCCCUUCACCACAUCCCAGGUACUCAUUGCUGCCUUUCUCCCACCAGCGACGGUGACUCGGACGUGGACUCAGAGCUGGAGGACCGCGUGGAUGGAGUGAAGUCGUGGCUGUCUAAGAACAAAGGCUCCUCCAAAGCGCU
This is a messenger RNA of Lagopus leucura (white-tailed ptarmigan), 6865 nucleotides long. RefSeq names its product myosin XVIIIA (gene MYO18A). The coding region runs from base 1 to 5925 and encodes 1974 amino acids. The record is from RefSeq and is a predicted model, not a curated record. NCBI's taxonomy places the organism in Eukaryota, Metazoa, Chordata, Aves, Galliformes, Phasianidae. Gene Ontology annotation, molecular function: protein binding; ATP binding; cytoskeletal motor activity. Gene Ontology annotation, cellular component: myosin complex. The transcript is spliced from 40 exons.